Messenger RNA from Penicillium cataractarum, 225 nucleotides. RefSeq names its product Serine/threonine-protein kinase SCH9. The record is from RefSeq and is a predicted model, not a curated record. The transcript has a single exon. The coding region runs from base 1 to 225 and encodes 74 amino acids. NCBI's taxonomy places the organism in Eukaryota, Fungi, Ascomycota, Eurotiomycetes, Eurotiales, Aspergillaceae.
AUGCAAGCCAAUUUCAAGGGCUUCACUUUCGUGAACGAGAGCUCUAUUGACCAUCACCUUAAGCACGACCCUGCUGACCGGAUGGACGAGGACCCCAUGCACGAGGACUCGUGGCAGCGGACGCACCGGGCCACCAACUCGAACGAUCAGCGCAUGAGCGGUGUUCAGAAGACGGACGGAACGGAGCCAGGGAUCUUCAACGUUGACGAUAAUUUUGACAUGUGA